This is a messenger RNA of Setaria italica (foxtail millet), 1444 nucleotides long. RefSeq names its product cationic peroxidase SPC4. The record is from RefSeq and is a predicted model, not a curated record. Gene Ontology annotation, biological process: response to oxidative stress; hydrogen peroxide catabolic process. The coding region runs from base 185 to 1255 and encodes 356 amino acids. The transcript has 2 exons. Gene Ontology annotation, molecular function: heme binding; peroxidase activity. NCBI's taxonomy places the organism in Eukaryota, Viridiplantae, Streptophyta, Magnoliopsida, Poales, Poaceae.
UGACCAUGGAUGCAUAUGCAUACUCUAUGGAGCGCAUAGUAUAGCCACAACAAGGCUUUCCCGCUGGCCGCACAAAACAGCUUAAAGCCUAACCCUUGUGAUCAGAUCACUGCAGCGUUGCGCUCGAUCUCGAGUAGGAGUAGUGGCAGCGGCAGGCAGAGCUAACGUGCCCGAGAAGCGAGCGAUGGCUCGUGUUGCGUCUACGGUCGCUGCCGCGGUGGCGCUGCUAGCUGCCCUCCUCUGCGGCGCCUCUGCCGCGCCCAACGGCGGCGGCGACGUCGGCCAGCCGCCGGUGGCGCGUGGCCUGUCCUUCGACUUCUACAAGCGGAGCUGCCCCAGGGCGGAGGCCAUCGUGCGGAGCUUCGUGCAGGACGCGGUGCGCUGGGACACCGGCCUCGCCGCGGGGCUCCUGCGACUCCACUUCCACGACUGCUUCGUCCAGGGCUGCGACGCCUCCGUGCUGCUGGACGGCUCCGCCACCGGCCCCGGCGAGAAGCAGGCGCCGCCCAACCUCACGCUCCGCCCCUCCGCCUUCAAGGCCAUCAACGACAUCCACGACCGCCUCACCAGGGAGUGCGGAGGACCCGUCGUCUCAUGCUCCGACGUCCUCGCGCUCGCCGCCCGCGACUCCGUAGUCGUGUCGGGAGGGCCGAGCUACCGGGUGCCCCUUGGCCGGCGCGACAGCACCAGCUUCGCGACGCAGCAGGACGUCCUCGGCGGCCUGCCGCCGCCGACCGCCACCGUCCCGGCGCUCCUCGGCGUGCUGUCCAAGAUCAACCUGGACGCCACCGACCUGGUGGCUCUCUCCGGCGGCCACACCAUCGGGCUCGGCCACUGCACCUCCUUCGAGGGCCGCCUCUUCCCGCGCCCGGACCCCACCCUCAACGCCACCUUCGCCGGCCACCUCAGGCAGACCUGCCCGGCCAAGGGCACCGACCGGAGGACGCCGCUGGACGUCCGCACCCCCAACACCUUCGACAACAAGUACUACGUCAACCUGGUGAACCGGGAGGGGCUCUUCACCUCCGACCAGGACCUCUUCACCAACCCGGCAACAAGGCCCGUUGUCGACAAGUUCGCGCAGAACCAGAAGGCCUUCUUCGACCAGUUCGGCUCCUCCAUGAUCAAGAUGGGGCAGAUCAAGGUGCUCACGGGGUCGCAGGGCCAGAUCCGCAGGAACUGCUCCGCGCGCAACCCUGGCACCGCUGGCCUGCCAUGGUCCAUCCUCGAGGAAGCAGAGAGCCUCAUCUUCUAGUCUGGCUGCUCGUGCCAUGGACGGGGACUCGACUCGCCAUGGGCAGUGCUGGGAGUAACUAGCUGCUAAUAGGCUUAGCCGUGGUCGGUGUGUGUAAGUGGGUACUAAUGUUGACAGGCCGGGCCGGGCCGGGCCGAGCCCCAAAAGCACGUAGCUUGGGGAAAUAAAGUGACCAUGGCAGGAAUCAAA